AGUAAGUCUUUAAUCUCGCCACCAGGUUGGGGCCUUGAACCCCCUCCAGCUGUCCUCCGCCACCACUAUCCACCUCCGAAAUCCCCAAAACACCCCUCUUCUAAAUGCAAAGCCAGAUAUUUAGAAGCCUCCACUGGGCCAGAAUCUCGUCCCCAUUCUCCCCUUUGUUACCACGCCACAGUCUCCCUAGUCAACUCGAUUUCCGGCAUAAAAAGCUUAGAAGGAAUAAUUCCAGGACAAGAGAGUGGAACCGUAGGAGUGGAAGCAGUGGGGGUAGAUCUAGGGCGAUGCCGUCUUCUUCAAUAGACACAGGGAGCAGCGCUUACGGUGGUGGCGACGAAGGUGACGGGAAGAGUCGUCUUCGCAAUUUCAAGCUAAACGAGUCGACGUUCUUGGCCUCUCUAAUGCCGAAGAAGGAGAUUGGUGCGGACCGCUUCAUUGAAGCUCAUCCGGAGUACGACGGCCGUGGCGUCAUCAUUGCAAUCUUUGAUUCUGGUGUAGAUCCUGCUGCUGCUGGAUUGCAAGUUACCUCAGACGGGCAGCCAAAAAUCCUGGAUGUCAUUGAUUGCACUGGAAGUGGAGAUGUUGACACCUCAAAAGUGGUGAAGGCUGAUGGAGAUGGGUGUAUUCGUGGAGCUUCAGGGGCAUCUCUGGUCAUCAAUUCUUCAUGGAAAAACCCAACUGGUGAGUGGCAUGUUGGCUGUAAAUUGGUGUAUGAACUGUUUACAGACACACUGACUUCUCGAAUAAAGAAAGAAAGAAAGAAAAGAUGGGAUGAAAAAAUUCAAGAGGAGAUUGCUAAAGCUACAAAGCAUAUUGAUGAAUUUGACCAGAAACAUGCCAAAGUGGAGGAUCCUAAAUUGAAACGAAUACGUGAAGAUCUCCAGAAUAGAUUUGACAUCUUAAAAAAGCAGGCUGAUAACUAUGAUGAUAAAGGACCUGUAAUAGAUGCUGUUGUGUGGCAUGAUGGAGAAGUAUGGAGGGUUGCUCUUGACACACAGAGUCUUGAGGAUGAACCUGGUUGUGGGAAGCUGGCUGACUUUGCGCCCCUAACUAAUUAUAGGAUUGAAAGGAAGUAUGGUGUUUUUAGCAAACUGGAUGCCUGUACAGUUGUUGUUAAUGUGUAUGAUGAGGGAAAUAUCUUAAGUAUGGUAACAGAUAGCUCACCUCAUGGUACUCAUGUUGCUGGCAUUGCUACUGCUUUUUACCCAAAGGAGCCUUUGUUAAAUGGAAUUGCACCUGGUGCACAGCUAAUUUCAUGUAAAAUUGGGGAUUCACGCUUAGGUUCAAUGGAGACAGGAACUGGCUUGACACGGGCAUUGAUAGCAGCCGUGGAACAUAAAUGUGAUUUAAUCAAUAUGAGCUAUGGAGAGCCCGCAUUGCUACCAGAUUAUGGGCGAUUUGUUGACCUUGUUAAUGAGGUGGUUAAUAAGCACCGUUUGGUAUUUGUGAGUAGUGCUGGUAAUAGUGGGCCAGCAUUGAGUACUGUAGGAGCUCCUGGUGGUACCUCUUCAAGCAUCAUAGGUGUUGGUGCAUAUGUCUCUCCCGCAAUGGCUGCUGGUGCUCAUUCUGUAGUUGAACCUCCAUGUGAAGGGCUGGAGUACACUUGGUCGAGUCGAGGGCCAACAGUUGACGGAGAUGUUGGAGUCAGUAUAAGUGCUCCUGGUGGGGCUGUUGCCCCUGUUCCUACUUGGACUCUUCAAAGACGCAUGCUCAUGAAUGGAACAUCAAUGGCAUCUCCUUCUGCUUGUGGAGGAAUUGCAUUACUUAUUAGUGCAAUGAAGGCUGAGGGAAUUCCUGUGAGCCCAUACAGCAUAAGGAAGGGCAUUGAGAAUACAUCUGUUCCUGUAGGUAGUCUUCCUGAGGAUAAGCUAACGACUGGAGAAGGUCUCCUGCAAGUUGAUAAGGCAUAUGAAUAUAUACAGCAAUCCCGGGAUUUUCCCUGUGUUUGGCAUCAAAUAAAGAUCAAUCAAUCUGGAAAAACUUCUCCUAUAUCACGUGGUGUCUACCUAAGAGAGGCUACUGCUUGCCAACAGUCUACUGAGUGGACAGUUCAAGUUGAACCUAAGUUUCAUGAAGAUGCGAGUAACUUAGAAGAACUGGUUCCCUUUGAGGAGUGUAUUGAAUUACAUUCUAGUGAUAGCACAAUUGUGAGAGCUCCUGAGUACCUUCUCCUUACUCAUAAUGGACGUUCAUUCAACAUAGUUGUUGAUCCUUCCAAUCUUAGUGACGGUCUGCACUAUUAUGAAGUCUACGGAAUUGAUUGCAAAGCACCAUGGCGUGGUCCUCUUUUCAGAAUCCCAGUUACAAUAACAAAGCCAACAGCUGUAAAGAAUCGACCACCCUUAGUUUCAUUCUCGAGGAUGUCAUUUCUGCCAGGCCACAUAGAACGAAGGUAUAUCGAAGUUCCACUUGGUGCAAGUUGGGUUGAGGCAACUAUGCAGACAUCAGGGUUUGAUACUACUAGACGAUUUUUUGUUGACACUGUGCAGAUUUGUCCCCUACAAAGGCCUAUGAAGUGGGAGAGUGUUGUAACAUUUUCCUCUCCGACGGCCAAAAGCUUUGCCUUUCCUGUGGUAGCUGGCCAUACAAUGGAACUAGCUAUAGCCCAGUUUUGGUCAAGUGGCAUGGGAAGUCAUGAGACAACUAUUGUAGAUUUUGAGAUUGUCUUUCAUGGAAUUGGUAUCAACAAAGAAGAAGUCAUACUUGAUGGAAGUGAAGCACCCAUCAGAAUUGAUGCUGAAGCACUCUUGGCAUCUGAGAAACUUGCUCCUGCUGCUGUCUUAAAUAAGAUCAGAGUUCCUUAUCGACCUUCUGAGGCCAAACUUUGCACCCUUCCUUCCAACCGUGACAAAUUACCCUCUGGGAAACAGAUACUAGCAUUGACACUAACUUACAAGUUCAAAUUGGAAGAUGGAGCAGAAGUUAAACCUUAUAUUCCAUUGCUUAACAAUCGUAUAUAUGAUACCAAAUUUGAGUCUCAAUUUUAUAUGAUUUCUGACACAAACAAGCGUGUGUAUGCCAUGGGUGAUGUUUAUCCAAAUUCUUCAAAACUUCCAAAGGGUGAUUACACUCUGCAGUUGUAUCUAAGGCAUGACAAUGUGCAAUAUUUGGAAAAGAUGAAGCAGUUAGUGUUGUUUAUAGAAAGGAAUUUAGAGGAAAAGGAUGCUAUUCGAUUAAACUUUUUCACUGAACCUGAUGGCCCUGUGAUGGGAAAUGGUGCCUUCAAAUCCUCUAAUCUAAUUCCAGGACAAAAAGAAGCAUUUUAUGUGAAUCCACCUACCAAAGAUAAGCCACCAAAGAUUUCUGCACAAGGAGCCAUGUUGGUGGGGGCAAUAUCAUAUGGAAUGCUUUCAAAUGCUGGUCAGGAUGAAGGAAAAAAUCCACAAAAGAAUCCUGUAUCUUAUCCAAUCUCCUAUGUAAUACCAUCAAAUAAGCUUGAUGAGGACAAGGGUAAAGGUUCUUCUCCAUCUGGCACUAAAACUGUGGCUGAACGUUUGGAAGAAGAGGUUCGAGAUACAAAAAUAAGGGUUUUAGGAAGCCUGAGGCAAGACACUGAUGAAGAUCGUUCAGAAUGGAAAAAGUUAGCUUUUUCCCUAAAGGUCAGAAGCUCCCUCUCUCCCACCUGUUUCACCUCUCCCGUGUUAUUGGAUGGGUUUGGUUUUGGGAACUUGGUCUUACAAGGUAACCUAGUGAUUAUCACAAUAGAAUCUGAAUACCCAAAACACACUGCAUUGCUUGCAAAGAUCUUGGAAGGUUUGCUUUCUCAGGGAGAUGGUGGGGAUAAAAUUCAGCAUAAUGAAGAGGUUAUAAAUGCAGCGAAUGAGGUCAUUCAAAGUAUUGACACGGAUGAAUUGGCAAAGUUCUUUUCACUUAGAAGUGAUCCAGAAGACGAGGAGGCAGAGAAAACUAAGAAGAAAAUGGAAACAACUCGUGAUCAAUUGGCUGAGGCACUUUACCAGAAGGGACUAGCACUGGCCGAGAUUGAAUCUUUAAAGGGUGAGAAAGCUUCAGCCCUGGCUGCAACAGAAGACACUAAGGAUGCUGGCAAAACUGAUGAUCAGUCUGCACUAGGCUCUGGUACACAUCCAGAUUUGUUUGAGGAGAACUUUAAGGAGCUGAGGAAAUGGGUAGAUGUCAAGUCCACUAAAUAUGGGACCCUCUUUGUGCUGCGUGAGAAACGUGGUGGAAGGCUUGGAACUGCACUCAAGGUGCUUAAUGACAUGAUUCAAGAUGACAGUGAGCCUCCAAAGAAGAAACUCUAUGAAAUGAAGCUUUCUUUGCUUGAUGAGAUUGGGUGGAAUCAUUUAGCGACCUAUGAGAGACAAUGGAUGCUCGUACGCUUCCCAACUAGCCUGCCUCUGUUUUAAGGUUAGCUCAAUUUAACAAGACCACCAGGUCUGUGGUUCCAGGUUUGCUUCAUAAUCAGACUGAAAAUUGAACGAAUUGUUUCUUAUUAUUUUCAUAAUAAAACAGACAUCUUUGU
This is a messenger RNA of Rubroshorea leprosula, 4486 nucleotides long. The record is from the annotation of a GenBank genome assembly. NCBI's taxonomy places the organism in Eukaryota, Viridiplantae, Streptophyta, Magnoliopsida, Malvales, Dipterocarpaceae.